This is a messenger RNA of Didymodactylos carnosus, 1728 nucleotides long. NCBI's taxonomy places the organism in Eukaryota, Metazoa, Rotifera, Eurotatoria, Philodinida, Philodinidae. The record is from the annotation of a GenBank genome assembly.
AUGAGACGACGUGAACAACAAAUUAAUCCACCACAAAGCGAUUCUUCUGUAGAAAAAAUUGCUCCCCCUGCUCAUGAUACAUUACUUAAAGAUCAAAAUAGCAAAAUUUGGAUUGUCGAUCCAUCGAAAAACUUUUAUUAUUAUUGGUCGGCCGUUAUUUCAUUAGCUGUUAUUUAUAAUUUCAUUUUACUUAUCGGUAGAACUGCAUUUUUAUUAUUACAAAAUAAACUGUUAGUAUUGUGGCUAAUAUUUGAUUAUUUAUGCGAUAUAUGUUAUAUUUUUGAUAUUGUUGUACAAACAAGAAAAGGUUAUUUAGAACAAGGCUUACUAGUUCGUGAUUUGAAAAAGCUCCGUUUACAUUAUGUUAAAAGUCGUUCGUUUAUUCUCGAUGUUAUAUCGUUAAUACCAACUGAUUUAUUUUAUUUUGUACCUAGUUUACAUUUGAUACCAUUUUUGAGAGCAAACCGUUUAUUUCGUAUGUAUCGUGUAUUUGAAUUUUCGGAUAAAGUUGAAACACAAACAAAUCAUCCAAAUAUAUUUCGGCUUGUUUCGUUAUUGAUUAUUAUUCUUAUUAUUAUACAUUGGAAUGCUUGUUUCUAUUUUAUUAUGAGUCGAUGGAUUGGUUAUUCGUCAGAUGGAUGGGUGUACAAUAUGACAACAACAACAGGUUCAACAUUACAAACACAAUAUUUAUACUGUUUCUUCUGGUCAACACUUGUUCUAACAAAUAUCGGUGAAGUACCAUCGCCCGAGACCGAUAUUGAAAUACUAUUUGUAACAGCCGAUUUUCUUGUCGGCGUUUUAAUAUUUGCAACAAUCGUCGGGAAUGUUGGUAGUAUAAUUGCUAGUAUGAAUGCAGUAAGAGCAGAUUUUAGACAAAAAGUUGAUCAAGUUAAGCAAUAUAUGGAAUUUCGAAAAGUUGGAAAGGAUCUCGAAAAACGUGUUAUUACGUGGUUUGACUAUCUAUGGUCACAAAAACAAGUGUCCAAUGAAGAUUAUGUACUUGAAAGUCUUCCACAAAAACUUCGUGUUGAAAUAGCAAUUUAUGUCCAUUUAGCAACAUUGAAACGUGUGCCAAUUUUUGCUAAUGCAGAACCUGGCUUAUUGGUUGAAUUGGUGACACGAUUGAAACUUCAGAUAUACAGUCCUGAUGAUUAUGUAUGCAAAAAAGGUGAUAUUGGUAAAGAAAUGUAUAUUAUAAAACGCGGUCGUCUAGGCGUUGUUUCCGAUGAUGGUAAAACCGUGUUUGUCACAUUAAAUGAAGGAAGUGUAUUUGGUGAAAUAGCUAUUCUAAAUAUACCCGGUAGUAAAAAUGGAAAUAGACGAACAGCGAAUAUUAGAAGUGUGGGAUAUUCAGAUUUAUUUUCACUAACAAAACAAGGUAAUUUAUGGGAAGUAUUGGCUGAAUAUCCAUCAGCUCGUGACACAUUACUUGAACAAGGUAAAGCUUUGUUGAGAAAAGAUAAUUUAUUGGAUGAAGAUGCAGCACAACAAGCCAAACAAGAAGAACUACAACUACCGGAUAAAAUUAGCCAGUUAGAAAUAAAUAUUGACAAUUUAGAAACUCGUUUAGCUCGAUUAAUAGGUGAAUACACGGCUAAUAGCAAUACAUUAGGUACAAGAUUAGAUACCGUCGAAAAAAUAGCUCAAGGCCCAAAAACAAGACCAAGAACAGAUACAUUACUAUCUGUUAAUUAUGAUAUGAAUACAGGCGAAGAUGACGUUUAA